AUGGGCGACGCCAACACCCUCCCCGACUACGUCCUCAACCCCAACGCCGUCCUCAACGACAAGGACGCAAAAUGGCGAUACAAGUCUCCCCCCGAUUACACGAAGACACGAGCGUUCUACGAGAAGACCAAAACCAUGACCCACGAAGCGGGCAGUCUCCCCGACCUCGUAUCAAAUCUCGUCAAGAACUGGGAGAUUGAAGCCAGUUUCAAGACCUCGCUCGAGGACUGGCGCACCAUCGACCAGAGCACAUAUACCUUCUCGUUGAACGGCGGCCCUCCCCAGACCGGCGACCAUAUGCUGAGAGUCGGAACCUACAAUGCCCUCCUCACCUCCAGCUCGUACUACGACCCCGAACAUAAUGAUUUCUCGGCCAGUCACAAGUCCUUCAAGCGGAUGAUGCCGACGUUUGCGUGGGAGGUGCUGGAGGUAUACAGCGGGCCGCCAGUUGUGAUCUUCAAGUGGAGACAUUGGGGCGAGAUGGUGAAUGAUUACGUAGGAUACAACAACCGUGGGGAAAAAGUCACAGUCAAGGCCCAUGGUGGACUCAUCGAUAUUCAGGGUAUCAUCGUUGCCAAGGUUAACAGCGCCCUGCAGCUCGAAAAGAUCGACGUCUGGUUCGAUACAAUGGAGAUGUUCCGCCAGAUUGCGCGCGAGGAAAAUACAGGUGAAGCGUCUGCUUUGGCUUCAGGCGCUACAGGCUGCCCUGUAUUGAGCCACGGAAGUGCUUGA
Messenger RNA from Aspergillus clavatus NRRL 1, 732 nucleotides. RefSeq lists its product as uncharacterized. The record is from RefSeq and is a predicted model, not a curated record. The coding region runs from base 1 to 732 and encodes 243 amino acids. NCBI's taxonomy places the organism in Eukaryota, Fungi, Ascomycota, Eurotiomycetes, Eurotiales, Aspergillaceae. The transcript is spliced from 3 exons.